CAACUGCUGUCAGAGAUCUGUGAGUGUUUAGAGGGAGGGUGUGUGGUCAAGCAAGCCUGAACUGAGCAGUGUUUUUGCACAAGUUUCAGAAACUAUUAGAUUUAUUCAAGAAGUGAGCAACUGAAAAUAGCCCACAUAAGGAUUCUCUCUCUUUUCCUUGACUGUGGAUUACAGUAGUUAAAGACUUUUGAACAGAAGCAUACUAGUGGAUGAGGCCUCACCUGUUUGGAUUUCAUUUGGAUGACAACAGUGGAUAGUAGAAGUGGACAGCGAGGCGUGGAAGAGAUCAUGGUCACUCGGAUGUGAGAGACAGGAACAGUCAGGACAGGUUGGGCUACCAGUUAUUAUGUCCACCCAGGAGUGCCCAGAGAGUCCAAUGCUUGAGGAUAAGGAGGGUGGGGAAGGCAGAGGGGUGGAGAGAGAGUCGGACAGAGACAGUGCAGUAGACAGCACUCUAUCGUCAGAGAUAUCGGAUGGAGGGAGAACAGGAGAAAAAGAGGAAGGGAUUGGGCUUUGCCUCCCAGGAGAAAAGCGUGAUCAGAUGUAUAAUCGCUCUGAGACUUCUGAUCAUUCUACACGUUCAUCUGCUUCAUUAAAUGAGGAGCAGUUUGAGGACUAUGGAGAAGGAGAGGAUGGAGACUACACUCCUAGCAGCCCCUGUCCAGACGAUGAGAUCCGCAUUAAUGGAUGCUCAGAUCUGGGCUCUUCUGUUUCCUCCAGUGCUGGUCAGACUCCUCGGAAGAUGCGCCAUGCUGGUGACCAGAUGGAUGUGUUUUGCUCUCAGUGUUGUAAGAGGGUCAGUCUGCUGAAUGACCUGGAAAACAGGCUGAAAAAUCUCAAAACCAACAGCCCAAACAGAAAGAUCUCCAGCACUGCAUUUGGAAGGCAGCUGCUCCACAACAGUAACCUUAGCAGUAGUAACGGCAGCACAGAGGAUUUGUUCCAUGACAGCAUUGACUCCUGUGAAACAGACAUUACUGAGAAGGUGAGUUACUUGGACAAGAAAGUGACAGAGCUGGAAAAUGAAAUUCUGAUGAAUGGGGAUGUGAAGUCAAAGCUGAAACAGGAAAACAUACAGUUGGUUCACAGGAUUCAUGAGUUGGAGGAGCAACUAAAGGACCAGGAGACCAGAGCAGAGAACAUGAUGGAAGAGGAGCUCAGGAGACACAGAGAGGCCUAUAGCCGAAUGGAGAAAGACAAAAACACACAGAUAGAGCUGCUCACAAAUCGAGUACACCAGCUAGAGGAGGAAAAUGGAGAGAUGGCAAUAAACAUGAACAGACUGAAAGCCCAGUCAGAGAAACUGGAUGAGGAGAGACAGCGGAUGACAGAUAAACUGGAGGAUACAAGUCUGCGGUUGAAGGAUGAGAUGGAUCUGUACAAGAAGAUGAUGGACAAGCUACGACAGAACAGAAAUGAGUUUCAGAAGGAAAGAGAUACCAUGCAGGAGCUAAUUGAGGACCUUCGGCGAGAACUGGAGCACCUCCAAAUAUACAAGCUGGAGGCAGAAAGAAUGGGGCGUGGCCGCAGUUCUUCCAUUAGCCUAUCAGAAUACAGCACUCGAACACGUGAGAGUGAGCUGGAACAGGAGGUCAAGAGACUAAAACAGAGAAGCGUUUCCAAGGACAUGCCCUUUGACCUCCAGCAGCUUGUGUAUGCUCGGGCACGACUCUGUCCGACUUUGAUGGAGAACCAGAAACUGAGGGAGCAGAACGAAGAUCUAAAUGGUCAGCUUCUCAGUCUGAGCCUCCAUGAGGCCAAAAACCUGUUUGCUACACAGACAAAAGCGCAGUCUCUGGCCAUGGAGAUUGAUCAUGCCUCCCGUGACCAGCUGAUGGAAGCCCUCAAGGAACAAGAGGAGAUAAACUAUCGACUCAGGCAAUACAUGGACAAGAUAAUUUUAUCUAUUCUGGACCACAACCCGUCUAUUCUGGAAAUCAAAAACUAAAAGCCUGUCAUAAGCUGUUUAGAAACUUCACAGUGGAUCUAGAGCUCCCCCUGAGGUAGCACUGAACCUCAAAUGACUUGUGCCUCUGAACGCACAAUAACUACAAUGUGCUGGUGUUUUGUGCACCAUGCGACAAAAAUCUAAAAUAUACUGGUGAAACAUUUCAUGCACUUUUAAACGGCAUUUUUUUGCUGCUCUGUACAACACAAGGGAGUUUUCACUGGAAUGUCAUUAUGGUUACUGAAUUGCACCAACUAAUAUGUGAAUAUGACACUGGAUGUUCACACAGUGUAUUUGCGUUAUAUGGAUGGUGUAUAUUUGCUGAGUUUGCACUGGGAUGUGAUGAGAAAGGUUGGGUGAUUAAAAAAGAGAAAUAACUACCUAUUUGAUGGCUAACAAAGCCUGUUCCAUUCAAUGUUGCUGAGUAUGAUUAGAGGAAAGAGACUUUUGUAGGUUUAUAUGUAAUGAUUUUGGUGAGUGUUUUUGACCGUCUUUCUAUUAUUAUGGUAUGUGAGGGAAUGAUGUAAGGAGAGACAAAUUAGAAGAAUAGAGGAGAGGUAAUCGAAACUGGGACUGGAACUUGAUAACACUGCCUGCUGUAAAAGAAAUCCAUUUUAGAGCAGGGCAUUACUCUAGUCUGUGUUUGCAAUGUAACGUUGAGAUGUUUAUUCUGACAUUACUUGCAGUAUGUGUGCUUUAAACAGGAGUGAAGAUGCAAGAAGCUGAAUGUAAAAUGUGAUUGUGAAUGUACCAAACAAGUAGUAUUUCAGGUUAUUUACAGGCUUUAGCAUAAUAGUUUAAGACCUCUGUUCAUCGGCUGAAUUAUGUUCUUAAUGGCCUUAAGGGAUUUGCACUUGUUCUUCCAAACUAAAAUAAUAUUCAGUUAAUAAUUUCAAAUGCAACAUUCUCAUGAUUUUCUACAAUGUGAUUUAAAUACAAAUAAACAUACAUCAGAUAAUGCAGGUCUAAAACAUACAGAAAACUGACAUUUGUGUUUUUAUCCCUGGAAUAUUUUGAAUAUUAGACAUUUUUUAAACAGUAAAUUCAUCUUAAAAAUGGCAACUUUUUUUUUGUCCCCCACAGUUACCGUUUCUCUUGUUCAGUCAAUAGACUAUAUGUGAUGACAACAUCAAGCAUCUAAUUUAUUCUGUGCUGAUCUGGGCCUAUGUUCAGCAUAUGGGAUUCUGUAAAUUUCAUAUUUUCUCACAUAAAUGCCUCCCAUUUGCUUGUAGUAUUUGUGACUUUUCACUCAUCAGUUAAACCUCAAGUAGACCCUUUUUCAGUCACACAUUAAAUAGCUGCUGAGCUAUAACACACUUUAUACAUAUGUGUGGAAUUUUUAACAACUUGUAAAUGAUGUAGAGAACUUACUUUUUUACUUGUGCCACUCAUUGCUUUUACAUUGUUUCUCAGUUUAUUCUGUGAAUAUUUUUAGUCGUGGACAUACCAUGACAAAUAUCUGAUUAUUUCUUAUUGUCUUUAUAUUUAUAAAGGAGAUGCUGGAGAAGGCGGCAGUAUUAGUUUUGCUUGUUUAUGAGAGAGCAGACUAACUCAGUGGCACAUAAUGUCACAACAUGCUAAAUGGUGAGACACUUUAAUCCAAAAGUGGGGUAUCUGUACACUUGCACAAAAUGUAUACUAAUUGCAUUUCAUUUUUUGCAUAAUAGAUUUAUCUGAAAUACUUUAGCAAUACUUAUGAUUGUGGGUUAUUUCUGUUUCAGAUUUAAAUUAGUCUCUAUGAACAAGAUGAGCAUAUAGGCAUUUGCUUUUGCAUGUCAGGUGUUACUGAAUUUACUAAACUUGAACAUGAAAAAUUAACGAACUGAUCUUUUAAAAUAAAACAAUACAAAAUUCAA
This is a messenger RNA of Labeo rohita (rohu), 3804 nucleotides long. It is a transcript of the gene rab11fip4b, whose product is annotated as RAB11 family interacting protein 4 (class II) b. Gene Ontology annotation, biological process: endocytic recycling; regulation of cytokinesis. Bases 347 to 1948 code for a protein of 533 amino acids. The record is from RefSeq and is a predicted model, not a curated record. The transcript is spliced from 14 exons. Gene Ontology annotation, cellular component: midbody; recycling endosome membrane; endocytic vesicle. Lineage: Eukaryota; Metazoa; Chordata; Actinopteri; Cypriniformes; Cyprinidae.